AUGGUCAAACAUCAAGCAUUGCUCUCAUGGAAGAAACGACAACUCAAACCAUCGGCUCCAACCGAUUUUUUCAUGCCCAUCAGCCCCACUCUCGACAAGUAUCAACAAUUUAUGAACCGAUAUUGUUAUCUAACCAUCUCGCGGCUACGAACUGUUCCUUCCGAGAAGCAAGGCAUCUGUUCCGCAGGCACUCGUUUGUAUCAACAAAUCAAGGAUCAUCCAGACCUGUUGGACGCCAUUACGGACAUUCAUUCUGAUCUGUUUGAAACAUCCCAAAAGGAAUUUACUGUCCUCUCGGAAAUUGGUCGUGCUCAAUUGGAACGUAAACCAAAGCCAAAACCAAUUUCAUUAAAACCAAAACAAGAUCAAAUCAAGAACACACUUGAGGGCAUGGAAAGGCUCAAGGAACGUCUUUUAGAGUUGAAAAAUUCCACUCAAGAUGAGCAAUUGGUGAAAGAAUAUGAAAAGGACUUGUACACAUUGAAUAUCCAAAUGUCAGUUCAACUAUUGGCUCUUACUGAUCUUGAAUCGAAAUCAUUUAAGAACAUGAUGCGUCGGUACGAAGCACCACCUCGCACGGCUACGAAUACCAGUACACGAGAGGAAAUGUCAAUCCGACAACGACUUCAAAUUGCACUUGCUGGACGGAAGGAUGUUGCUUUCAACUCGGAGAGGUAUUAA
Molecule: messenger RNA, 681 nt
Organism: Naegleria lovaniensis
Lineage: Eukaryota; Heterolobosea; Eutetramitea; Acrasida; Naegleriidae
Exons: 1
Coding region: 1-681 (226 amino acids)
Source: RefSeq, a predicted model, not a curated record